UAGCUCGCUGCCACCGAAUCGAGCGUCUCGACACGACGCGACAACCACUUCAGUACUUCACAGACACAGGCAGUCAGGCAGUCAGGCGGCGAGCUCCUCUAGAAACCUCGCCACCCUCAGUCUCACCCGAGCACAACCCAAUCUUGGAAGAUCUCCGAUGGCACCCCACGCCGGCGCCGCGCUCGCGCGCCUCCCCCUCCGCCCCGCGCCGAACUCACUGCGAAAGCAAGGUUUUGGCCGCGCCGGAGCCUCGCUGUCCCUCCGGGCGACCAAGGACUCGGACGGGUUCAGGCCUCUGGUCUCCGAGAAGCCCGAGUGGCCGGCGCCGGCGAAGAGGGAGGGGUUGGAGGUCUUCGGCCGGGAGGCGAGCAAUGGGGAGGAGGACGGCCAGGUGCAGGGCGAACCGGCUCCGUGGAGCGUUCUCAACCAGCUCGGUGUUGAGUUGGAUUCUGACAGUUCAUAUGCUGCUCUAGUCUAUGGGUCCUCUGCCCUUGUUGCUAUUUGGAUAUCAUCAAUAGUGGUUUCUGCAAUUGAUUCAGUCCCAGUGGUUCCUCAGGUGAUGGAAGUUGUUGGCCUUGGCUUCACUGUCUGGUUCACCUCCCGAUAUCUGAUAUUUAAGGAGAACAGGGACGAGUUGAUCACCAGAAUUGGCUCCAUCAAAAAGCAGGUACUUGGGUCUCGUGACGACUGAGCAGAUUUUCAGCGCUCUGUUUGACCAAGUGGGUCUAGUGAAAAAAAUGUUGUACUGAAUCACCGAUGGUGAUUGUGAAAAUAUAAUCUUGUGCCGUUGAUGUUUUCCUUUUUCGACAAAAGAUGCUCUGAAUAAGUAGAAUUUCGUCUAGAUGGGCUCUUUCUUUAGGAGCUUUUCCUUUCAUUCAGAUGUGCCGUAGGGUGGUUGCACCUUUCUGUUGCUUCCGCUGAAAUUAAUGGUAGGGGUUGCGCAUGCUGUAUUGCCCAGUUCUGCCCAUGGCAUGCCACCUGAUGGGGGCGGCUAUUGUUAUUGCAAAGUCAUAUGCAACGGCAUCAGGUGGCUGCGUUCUGUCUC
This is a messenger RNA of Lolium perenne, 1045 nucleotides long. RefSeq names its product protein CURVATURE THYLAKOID 1D, chloroplastic. Gene Ontology annotation, cellular component: thylakoid; chloroplast thylakoid membrane. The record is from RefSeq and is a predicted model, not a curated record. NCBI's taxonomy places the organism in Eukaryota, Viridiplantae, Streptophyta, Magnoliopsida, Poales, Poaceae.